This is a messenger RNA of Lobosporangium transversale, 2124 nucleotides long. RefSeq names its product SHQ1 protein-domain-containing protein. NCBI's taxonomy places the organism in Eukaryota, Fungi, Mortierellomycota, Mortierellomycetes, Mortierellales, Mortierellaceae. The annotation marks the transcript as partial. The transcript is spliced from 7 exons. Gene Ontology annotation, biological process: box H/ACA snoRNP assembly. The record is from RefSeq and is a predicted model, not a curated record. Gene Ontology annotation, cellular component: nucleoplasm; cytoplasm.
GGAGUGUACUAUUGGUCAUGAUCACACCUACAUUUUCAGUUUCACAAGAGGAUGACUUUGUCAGCAUCGUCAUUAAGGCGCCUCACAUUAAGACCCAAAAUGUAGAUUUUGAAGUGGAAGGAGCAGUCUUCAAGUUCAAUGUGAAGCCCUAUUUUUUAAGACUGACUUUUCCAGGAAAUAUUGUGGAUGAUGAACGCGCCAAGGCCACCUAUAAUGUUGGGGUGGGCGAAAUGACAGUCAUUUUACCAAAAGAGACCCCUGGAGAACAUUUUCCAGAUCUGGACAUGUUGACCAAACUGCUAGUACGUCAGAGUGACCUUAAGGAUAAACAGAUCAAAAAGCCGUUGAUUGAAGUCAUUGGCAGCAGUUCUGGAGGCGACAGCAACAGCGUAGCUACUCUGGAGGGCACGGAAAAAGUGAAUAGGGAUGAAGAAAUUGAUUGGGAAUUGCCACAGGAAAUCAAGCAGGAGAUCUUCUCAGAAGUCCGAUAUGGAUUCAAUAAUAGAUACAAUGGAUUCUUUACACAUGUUCAGGAAACUGCGAAUGAUGUACUGGAUGUAUAUGAUCCUGAGCAUACGACAUUAGAAACGAGAAGACAAAACAGAAUUCAACGUGAGAACGAAAAAUUCGAUGAUGAGUAUUAUAUGAGCGAAUUCAUGAAUGAAGAAGAGAUUCAGCAUAUUAUGAGGUAUAAAACACAGUGGUGGAGCGAACUUCGAGCUUUGCAGAAGAGUCAAAAAGAUUCAAACAGCCAGAAAAACCGGUCUGAUAUAACUGCAGCAUCAACAACCAAAAGCAAUAGCAACAGAGGAAAUGAAACACAGAAGGCAUCAGUUAAUAAUGCAGGCUGUACUUUCAAAUCAACAUUAUCCAAUAAUUUGAGUCAACUCUCUUCAACGCCAUCCAUUUUAAAUAUUGUCAAAGAUGAGCCAGGACAGAAUAAAUCUUCAGCAACAGCAACAACAUCCCUAGACGAUUUUGGAAUAAGAGAAGCUAGUAGUAGGAAAACAACGACGAAAGAGGUUAAAAGUCUCUUGAAGCCAACAAUAUCCACUACCACCACCGCCACCACUUCUAUUGCUACCGCUUCUGGUAACAGCGGCUUGACCCUAGAUUUGAAGGAACCAUCUACACCUACAUCUACACUUUUGCCAAACACUAAUACAUUGACUCCAAUGGUGGAACCUCUAAUCGAUGAGAGUCGGGACGAACCCGUAAAAUAUUUGGGAUCUCACUCUAUCAUCAUUGUGGACCCUUCUAGACCAUCUACAAACAGUGAGCUAGAAGGAGAGAUGGCUGAUCUAAAACUUGAUGGUGAUGGUCAAUCUGGAUUGGAUACUAAGCCUUUUACGAAUAAAGAGCAGGAACUUAUGAGAGAUUUACCCCGCAGAGAAUAUAUCCUUGAAAAUACUAAAUCAACAUAUCUUAGCCUGAUUGAUAUCCUCUUCGCUUACAGCUACGACCUCCGUGUAUCAGAAGGAGAUACCACUGUUGAGACGCCUUGGACAAUAUGUAAAUUAUCUCCCUCUAUGGCUGCAUUAGAUCAGUUCACGACACUCAAAGAAACCAUCGUGGCAUGCAUUCGACGUUCAUUGGCUUAUCCAUUGAUCCGAAACUGGAGUCUAGCUAUGAAGGUCUUACAAGAUGUCUACGUCAUCUUGAAAUUGGGCCGACGAGGAUGUCUAAGGGCUCUCUUACAGAUCAAGAAUAUUCUGGAUCAUGAUGAUGUAUACUACAUUUAUAGCAAAAUGUUCAUUGAAGACUACUGUGUGUGGAUCCAGAGUGGAGCCAGCGAGAACGUGAUCCGGACCUUAGCACAUGAAAUACAUCAUUUUGAUGUGAAAAAGGAGGAGAUCGGGUGGCAUCUCGAGGAAUUGGAAGCUUUAGCCAAGGAGGCGCCUGAAGAAGAAGAAGAGGAAACAGAAGAGGAAGACUCUGAUGACACAUCAGCUGAAGGCGACGACGAUGAUGAUGAAGAGGAAGAUAGUGACGACGACGACUCUUCAUCAUCCUCAGAUCAGGACAGUCAAACAGACGAUAAGAGCCGAAGCAAAGACAACAACUUCGCUGCGGAAGAAGAAAGUAUAUUUAUACACGAAGGCCCCAAACCCAUGAUUGUCGAGC